GUCGUCCUUCUCAACCUUGUGCGGCUGCGGGAGCUUAAGAUCGAGUACUGCCCGGUGCUCCGCAAGUCAGAAGACCUGGCGCUCUGCUACGAGGUGGUUCGGGCCACAGGUCGCCUACUCAAGUGCCAAUGCUAUGCCUACCGCGCCAUCCACCUUGAGCGUGGUGGGGCUGAGGAGGUGCGCAGGGAGUGCCGUGGCAGCCUCUUCAGCGAGCCGGCUCGGUUGCUUUUGGGCGGGCGCCGGGCACUUCAGAUGCUUCCGGACGGGCAGAGGGCUUCUGUUGAGGCCUUGCUUGCAUGGAUGGCACGAAUGAGGAGCAGCGACUGUGCAGUGGAUAGCCAUGGAGAUUGGGAUGAUGGUGCGGAGCAAGCUUCAGAAGCACUCUUGGUCACUGAGCAGUCAAAUACGCCUUUUCAGCCUGCGGUUACACGUUGGAAGCAAACGACCCCUUCGCAGCCUGGCAAAGAGGGCUCCAAGCCUGAGGAUGUUAAGCCAAUGGCAUGGCUGACGAGGCUGCCUAAGGCCGAAGAAGGUGAUCUGCCUCCAAGAAAGCGCCGCCGCAUGCCAACAGCAAGGUGA
This is a messenger RNA of Symbiodinium pilosum, 579 nucleotides long. Lineage: Eukaryota; Dinophyceae; Suessiales; Symbiodiniaceae. The record is from the annotation of a GenBank genome assembly.